ACCAUGACUGCAAAAAUGUUACAGGCGAUAGGGACGUAACAAUAUUACAGUUAGCUACAAUUAAUUAUAAAUAGAAAUUAAAAACUAGAAAGUUUAUCUAUCAAGUUUUCAAUAAGUGAUAAGGUUUUGCAUCAAGUAGUGUUGUGUGGCCGCAACUGUGUUACUGGAGUUGAGACCGAGGGACCAGGACGCUGGAACCUUAGAUUCAGAAAGAUGUAUCAGACCAAAUCAGACAUAUCUCGUCAUGACUGGAUAUCACUUCACACCUCACUUCUGGAAGAAGAAAGGAAAACAGAAGUUUCAACAGCUCAAAGCCAGGAAAAGGAUUUAACCCUUAAGGAACUGGAGCUACGUGGAGUUGUUCUGUCAAAGUUGAACAUAAAGGAAAGAUCUACUGGGUUAUAUGGCAGGCCUAUGUACACAUUCAUCUCAUCCAGGAAAGAUGCUACACUCUCCACUAACAGUUUUUCCUCUGGUGACAUAGUUGGUGUCCAUGAGUAUGGGGCAAGUGAACGAAAACAACUGACAUCUGGAGUUGUGACACGUGUCUCACAAUCUUCAAUUCAGAUAGUUCUUGAUGGAGAUGCAGAUGAACUAGAUUCCACUGCGGAUGGAGCUCUACUUUAUCUUCACAAGUUAGCCAAUAAUGUGACAUACCAGAGAAUCAAAACUGGUCUUGAAGAACUUGGAAAAUUAACAGUUGGUCGAUCUUCUCACCUGACAUCUGUAUUGUUUAAUGAAGAAGCACCUAAAUUAAUUUCGCCUCGCCUUCCUGAACUGCUGUUGCAAUCAAAUGGGGAUAUUAUGCUCUUCAAUGAAAGGCUUGAUGAUUCUCAACAAGAGGCAGUUAGUUAUGCUGUGAGACGUAAUGAUUUAGCCAUAAUACAUGGUCCUCCAGGAACAGGGAAAACCACUACAUUGAUAGAAAUUAUUAGACAGCACAUCAAGUUGAAAUCAAAAAUACUUGCUUGUGCCCCAUCCAAUUUGGCAGUAGAUAAUUUGGUUGAACGACUUGCUGCAGUGGGCGUAAAUGUUGUUCGAAUUGGUCAUCCAGCUCGAGUUACAUCUCUUACACAGAAAUACACACUUGAUGCAAUUUUGCAUAAUUGGCAAUUGAAGCAUCAUGUUACCCAUCAAUAUUAAGAGCUCCCAAAGUGAUUUUAGCUGGUGAUCACUGUCAGUUACCCCCAACAAUUCUUUCCCAAGAAGCUGCUGCAAAGGGCUUGGCACUUUCAUUAAUGGAGAGGCUGAUUGAACAUGCUUUAAUGUUGAUUGACACUGCUGGGUGCGACUGCUACGAGCUGAAUACUCCGGAGGAGCAAAGUAAAGGCAAUAGGAACGAAGCUAUUGUCGUCAGUUGCCACGUGAAGAAUCUCUUGGCUGCUGGUGUUCCUGAGACUGACAUUGCUGUCAUUACGCCCUACAAUCUGCAGGUUGAACUAAUCCGAAGCUUGCUACGAAACCAUCACCCUCAAGUUGAAGUUCGAUCUGUAGAUGGAUUUCAGGGAAGAGAAAAAGAAGCAGUUGUUAUAUCUCUUGUUCGUUCAAAUGAAGAAGGAAAAGUUGGAUUUCUAAGUGAAAAUCGUCGUCUCAAUGUAGCAGUCACCAGAGCACGCCGCCACUUGUGUAUUGUUGGUGAUAGUGAAACCGUUACCAGACAUACUUUUUUGAAGACUUUGAUAAAUUACCUAUGUGAGCAUGGUAUUGUUAGAAGUGCUCAUGAAUUCCAGAAUGACAUUGAUACUGUUGAUGUUGAAAUGCCAGAAAGUUUGAUACUAAUACGAGAUAAGGACCUGAAAAAGAGCAAGCCAGAUAGCACAAGUGAUUAUAAAAAAGUAAAGCAAAAAAAAGCCUCCAAACCUCCACCUCCAACAGAAGAAGAAAACAGGAAACGAAAGAUUGAGUUUGAGAAGAUCAUCAAACAGUUCUUGGACUCGCCUUCACAGACCCAUUCGUUUGCUGCCAACUUGAAUUCUUAUGAAAGAAGGUUGAUACAUGAAAUUGCUGGAAGUUUUGGGUUGAAGCAUGAAAGCCAAGGGGAAGGCGAAGAACGACAUAUUGUAAUUAGAAAAGCAGGUGAAGGAGAAAACCAAAGUGAAAAAUUGCCUUCGACAAAAGAAUCAAGUGAGGACAGCAAAGAUGAAAUUGAAGAAGAGCAACAGGUUUAUUCCCUUAAAAGAGAAUAUGAGGAAAUAAUUGAUGAUUUCGUAGGUACACAUGCUAAUACAUAUAAAUUUCCCCACAGUCUUAGCGCACAUGAAAGGCAGAUAGUUCAUGCAGCAGCAGAGGAAAGAGGCCUGAAACAUGAAAGUAUUCAAGAAGGGAAGAAACGUUAUGUUAUAAUACAUAAUAAAAAUAGUCCGCUUUUGGUUCCUAAGAAUGAUGAAAGGCUGAACUCCUCUAUUGAUGGGAGCAAAGUAAAUACGUUAAAAGUAGAUGACUCUAGUGACUCGCAAGCAUUGUUUACUGGUGCUAUACCAAAAGCAGGUGUGAUAAGUAAUAAUGAAAAUGUUAGACCCAGGUCUAACGUUGUAACUCAGACACGUUUCAUUGAUGGAAAAUACCAAGAAGUGACCAUUAGUACUGAAAGUAAUGUGGAAAAUAAAUUGCCAACAAAGGAAUGUAGAUCUUGCAGAAGAAAUAUAUUACUUCAGAAUUAUACUGUUCACAGUGUACACUGUGAGAAGCAGAAGGCUGUAAGAGAUGAAGAGAUUAAAAAUAAAACAAAGAAGCCGGAAAAGAAAACAAAGAAGAAAAAUAAAACUACUCAGUCAGCAGAAAAGGAGGACUUUGACACUAUUUUAGAGAACUUUACUAAGGUACGUAAGUGCACCAUGAGAAAACUUUUAACCCCUCAUGCCGUUAAGGAUUCGGCGCUAUCAACCCUCAAGGUCUGGGUAGGAGGAUUUGGGCGGAAUGUCAAGUCCAAGCAACCCUACAUGCUGACAGAGGAUAUGGCCUCCUUGAUCUAUCCUAAUGCGAAGAUGUCGGCAGCGGUAGCGGCGGACUUGGCGGCCCCGAUCAUAGCCAAGAUCCGUGAAGAGACCCAGGCCCUGCCGGAAGACCUGGAAGGUUUUGGAGAGGAGGUACUUGACGAGGUGGCAGCCAUCAAUCUGGACCAUGAGCCCAUGGUUGUCGACAACCCGGGUCAAGGUAGGGAGUUAAAUGAGGCAGGUGGUAUGCGGGCUAAAGUUCUGUCCUUUAGCCCGUCUCAUUCCUCUUCUUCCUCUUUUCAAGGGUUUGCUGGGAGACCUACGACUUCUAGGGACAAGUCGGGCUCAGUAAUCCCUAAGGUAAAACCAACUAAAGACACCCAUAGGUCUAUUAAGAAGUCCCUUCCUAAGCCUUCUAAGCCAAAGCCGAUUAGGACUAGCUGCACCAGUACGUCUUCAGCCCCCGAGCUGAUGGCGGACUUGGCAAAAGCUGCUCCCCCACGACAGGGGUUGAGAGCUAGAGGGUCCAAACCCGGAUCUCAGGAUCCUGGCUUUGACCCGGCAACAUUCUCCAGCAUGCUUAUGCAGGAGAUGGGGAACUUGGUGCAAACCAAGUUCCAAGAGAUCUCAGCACAGCUGGUCUCUAGCAUGGAGAAGACCAUUAGUACUGAAAGUAAUGUGGAAAAUAAAUUGCCAACAAAGGAAUGUAGAUCUUGCAGAAGAAAUAUAUUACUUCAGAAUUAUACUGUUCACAGUGUACACUGUGAGAAGCAGAAGGCUGUAAGAGAUGAAGAGAUUAAAAAUAAAACAAAGAAGCCGGAAAAGAAAACAAAGAAGAAAAAUAAAACUACUCAGUCAGCAGAAAAGGAGGACUUUGACACUAUUUUAGAGAACUUUACUAAGGAAAACAAUACUUGUUCUCAACCUAAGUGCAAAACUCCAACAACUGUGAUAUUCCAACUUUGUCCAUUUUGUAGAAAAACAUUUUGCUUAUCUCACCAUAUGGCUGAAAUUCACGGUUGUGGUGAACAAGCUCGAAAACAUGCAAGGAUGAUGGUGAGUCAGGAAGGCGUUUUGUAUCCUGGGAGUGGAGUGCCAUCAAAAAAACCUUCCGGAGAGAGGCGGAAGCAGAUGCAAAAAAAGUUAGAAAAGAAAAUGGAUGAGCUAGAAAGCCAAAGGAAAUCCAAGAAAAGUUCAAAGGACAAAAGUUAGAAGAAAAAUUUUUUUACACUCUUGUUGUGUAUGUAGGUUAAGUUGGAUUAUUUUCAUUAUGUUCUGCAAACUCAUCACUUAGAAUACCAACCUUUUUGUGGUCUUUGAAUACCCUAAACAUUGCAGUCUUUUGUCUAACACAGACCCACUAUACAUUCAUUACCUUGCCCCUUAAGGAGUAGUCAGUAACUACCUAGCCUCAAUUUUUGUCUCUAUAGCUGUUACAAGCUGAGCAAAAGUUCCAGAAUUUCUUUACUUCAGAAUUGCAGAAAGCUCCCUGUUUCCAUUAUUUAUUUUGCAGCUUUUGCAUCUUUUUUGACACAGAUUUCCCCGUUUAUCUUUAUUGGGUAAUCAUGUUAGGUCUUUUGAUCCCAAACAGGACAACUUUGUCAUCCAUAGUUUUGACCUGCCCUUGGCCAGUGCACUAUUUGACAUUGUUGCGUAUGUAAAGCUGAGGAUGGAAGGCAGAGGAUCCAGCAAGUGAAACAGUAGACACAUGGCCAGUUUUCUUAUUUUCUUGCCUCUGAACCAUGGCCACAUAGUUCACAGGCGCUUCUUCACUUUUCUCCAAUUGAGGCUCUUUUAAAACGGGAACCAUUCCCCUUUUCUCUUUUCUCUGUUAACUUUACAGAUUGGAUUGCCUCAUGUGGGAGUUCGUAUUCAUGGGCAAUUGCCAGGAAGGGGUGUUAGGGAUUGCCAGUUUUCUGUUUUCAGAAGUAACCAAGUCACUGGAGGAUGUUAAGAGUCCAAAAGAAUGGUGGUGUAUAUUAGGCAAGCUUUCUUCAUACUUCAGAAUGAUGGUGGACCUCCUUGACAGUUUAUUAUUAUUAUUAUUAUUAUUAUUAUUAUUAUUAUUAUUAUUAUUAUUAUUUUUUAUUUUUUAUUUUUUUUGCUCUAUCAUAGUCCUCCAAUUCGACUGGGUGGUAUUUAUAGUGUGGGGUUCCGGGUUGCAUCCUGCCUCCCUAGGAGUCCAUCACUGUUCUUACUAUGUGCGCCGUUUCUAGGAUCACACUCUUCUGCAUGAGUCCUGGAGCUACUUCAGCAUCUAGUUUUUCUAGAUUCCUUUUCAGGGAUCUUGGGAUGGUGCCUAGUGCUCCUAUGAUUAUGGGUACGAUUUCCACUGGCAUAUCCCAUAUUCUUCUUAUUUCUAUUUUCAGAUCUUGAUACUUAUCGAUUUUUUCCCUCUCUUUCUCUUCAACUCUGGUGUCCCAUGGUAUUGCGACAUCAAUGAGUGAUACUACGUCACGUCUGGUCUGUUUGCACGUAUCACCCUAUCCGUUCUGAUACCAUAGUCCCAGAGGAUCUUUGCCUGAUCGUUUUCUAUCACUCCCUCA
This is a messenger RNA of Macrobrachium nipponense, 5479 nucleotides long. Its product is annotated as DNA-binding protein SMUBP-2-like. Lineage: Eukaryota; Metazoa; Arthropoda; Malacostraca; Decapoda; Palaemonidae. Gene Ontology annotation, cellular component: cytoplasm; nucleus. Gene Ontology annotation, molecular function: ATP binding; RNA binding; zinc ion binding. The record is from RefSeq and is a predicted model, not a curated record.